AUGCAACCCGAACCACCAUUCAACAUGCUCAUAGUAGGAAUGACAGGAAGUGGUAAAACUCAGUUCUUACUUAAUAUGUUAGAAACAGAGUACAAUAAAGUUUUCGAUUAUAUUGUGAUUAUAUGUCCAACAAUAGAAUGGAAUAUGACUUACAUUAAUUGGGCUCAUAUUAGUGAUCAUGGAGUCAUACAAAUUCCAUGUUCACAAGAAAUGAUUAAUAUAGUUCUCAAGGCAGUGUCCACCAUAUUCCGCGGUACUCAGACUCUCAUUAUAGUGGAUGAUUGUGCUGCGAGUCAAGAUGUAAAGAAAAGAGUCUCAGAACUGGUGCGCCUAGCAUUCUCCGCAAGACAUUACAAUAUAUCAGUCAUUGUAAUUACUCAACAACUAUCAUCAAUAGCAAAACCAUUUAGGGAGAACAUUUCCAGGUUAGUUACAUUUUACAACCCUAGUCGCAGAGAUAUGAAGGUCAUAACAGAUGAUUACCUAAGUGGUGUCCCUCAGGAGACAAUUACAGAGAUUACGAAAAUACUAAAAGAUGAGAAGUUCACCGCAUUAGACAUACUACUUAUUCACCCUUACACAUACACUAUCAAAUAA
Molecule: messenger RNA, 597 nt
Organism: Paramuricea clavata
Lineage: Eukaryota; Metazoa; Cnidaria; Anthozoa; Malacalcyonacea; Plexauridae
Source: the annotation of a GenBank genome assembly